This is a messenger RNA of Vitrella brassicaformis, 1192 nucleotides long. Lineage: Eukaryota; Vitrellaceae. The record is from the annotation of a GenBank genome assembly.
CUCAUUGCUUGACAUCGAGAUGAACAAAUCUGCUGACUGAACGGAUAAGUCCCGUGGGGGGCAGCUCACGCAGCCAUCAUCCAUCCAUCCAUCCAGUGUCCAUCAUGGCAAAAGCAAAUCCAACCAUAACAGUCCGUGUGCAUCUACAUUGUGUUUGUCGUGUGAUGGUUCGUGCGUCAAUUCAUCCAUCCCUCCCGCCCCGCCGGCCCAUGCAGCGGCCCCCAUGUCUGUCUUUGGACAGCCAAUGGGGAGACAAGUGGAAGAAGAAAAGUCACCGCUGCACAGAGAGCGCAGGCUUGGGGGGACAUCACUCUGUGUCUGUCUGCACAAAUGACAUCGGAUCUCUCUCUCUCGAAAAGCAUCUCAGAAUUAGCGCUAUCGUCCAUCAGCUAGCGGGGCCGGCCAAAUUGUCAAAGCGCAUCGGCCAUCAGUGCCCUCCUGCCAUCCGCCCACUUCACUUCACAUCACAUCACACCACUACCCACCCACAGAUAAACGACCGACCCAUCUGUCUAGUCACACACACACACCCAUGCGCACACGCAAACACACCAACAGGCACCACCCAUCCCUCCCCUCCCCCCUACCCACCCUCCUCCCUCCCAUACAGCUAGCUCCCUCCUGAAUCACCACUUGUCGCCGGUGGCCUGGUCGAUGACGUACGCGGCGACGUCCUGGAUGUCCUCCUCGGACAGCCUGCCGCCAAACGCCGGCAUGGCGUUCUUGCCGUUGGUCACCUGGUAGAUGACCUUGUCCACCGUGUUGACGCCGUACGUCUCAAGCGCCUCCUUCUUGAGCGUCUUCUCGGCCUGCACCACGUUGUUGCCGCCAGCAUGACACGCCGCACAGUUGCCCGAGAAGAUGAUCUCGCCCAACUCAGGGUCCCCGGCCGCGAAGGCAGCCUGAGGCGCGAUGGCCGACAUGAGGCCGAGGGCCAUGGCUGACACGAGCGGCGCCAUCUUGGCGCCCUCUUCGCAAGCUGACCGGGCCUCAUCGGCAUCAGUGCCGGGCAGGGCACCCAUGAGGACGGUCUGGCACUCCUCGACGAGCGGUGUCCUCUGCGGUUGUGACGCAGUCCGCUGUGCCCUCAGGAUGUUGCCGCCCAGGGGGGACACGAAGGCCUCAUUGGCCGAAGCAGCCACCAGUGAGAGGGUCGCGAGAACGGCGAAGAGCUUCAUUGCGCAGAUAAGGG